Messenger RNA from Nylanderia fulva, 5791 nucleotides. RefSeq lists its product as uncharacterized. The record is from RefSeq and is a predicted model, not a curated record. Lineage: Eukaryota; Metazoa; Arthropoda; Insecta; Hymenoptera; Formicidae.
CCGCCAUUUUGUCACGUUAUUUCUAAACGCAUCCCCCACCAGAUUGAAAACAAGCGAAGGUCGACGCUUGUGUGUGACUCCCUUGCUUACGAUCGCGGGGCCGAGAGUGUUCUUUGGUUAGGUUCCUUGGCUGCGUCGUGACCGGGGCUUCUGGCACUCGAACAAGGCCGCGAGACGUCAACACGCUCGGCGAGACGUCGAUCCGGCCAGAUCCGGUUGGCUUUCGAGCCAAGUUCAUUCCGAUUAUCGUUUGUCGAGUUUCGAUCGCGGGACGAGGGAGGGGGAUUAUUCCGAUAUUUAUUCGCCGUAUGUUGUUCGAGUAAUCGAACUUCAGGGCUGGAGAAACGGGAAUGUGUCAGCGUCCGCGGUUCCUCGACGAACGUCUCGCCUUUCUCUGUGUGACGUAAUCUUGAAUCCGCAGGGGAUCGUCCUGCUGCGUCUCGGGAAAUCGACGUUCUUGCGAGAAAGACUGCAAUUGAGCCGUAGACGUUGAAUAAUGAAUAGAUCACUGUCCAUUCUGUAAAGACUUGGGAAAGAUAAUUCCUGUAACAGUGAUUUCAGUGAUCAAGUAGUUGGAAAACCUAAGAAAAAUGGACGUCGCUGGUGAUCUAAAUCUGCAAUGGGUGGGAGACGUAGAGCUUCACGAGGAAGUGAUAUGUGGACUUGAAGCACAAUUGGUUGCUUCGGAGGAGGAGGUGAUAGGCGCUUGCGAGGAAGUGGCGGUUGAGGAAACCGUCGAGUCUGUUCCUGAUGUAGCGGUUACGACAGAGUCUGAGAUACUGAUGGUACCUCAGACUAACGAUAUGGAAUCUAUAUAUAUAGUGCCGCAAGAUCAGGGCCACGACUAUCUGAAUAUACAGGUGACGGAGGAGGUAAUAGCUGACAAUUGGGACAGACCUGGUCCAGAUGAUGGGGUCGAGAUUCCAGAAGCGAAGGUGACACAUGAUAAUCUAUUGGAAUACGACGACAUGGAGAUACCGUUGCCAAUCGAUCAAGACUCGUACCAGAACGCUCGACCGUAUCCUUGCGACUUCUGCAGCCGUAGGUUUCGCAAAAAGGCGAAUCUGAUGAACCACAUGGUUGCGCAUCAGACGGACCGACCGCAUGGCUGCAACUUGUGCGGAGCGCGUUACGUGCGCAAGUGUGACUUGAACAAUCAUCUGAAGAUUCACGCGUACCCGCCGACGCGGGACGGUCUGGAGGACGAGUUGAACGACGAAGAUUCUCUAGCGGUCGAAGAGGAGGACGCGACGACGACCGGCACCAAGGGCAGACGCAAGAAGGUUCAGUCAAGCGCGCCGCGUAAACGGAAAGCCAACGCCGCCGCUGGUCUGCCGAGGCGCAACAACAUCGAAGAAGUCAACAUCAAGAUAGAGAUGGGCAAGUAUGUGUAUAAUGAGUACGAUAACUACAAGGACACGCUAUCGCUACUCGAAGACGACCUGACCGAUGGUGAUUCUGCCCGCAGCGGCAAUUUCGCGUCCAGCUCGAGGUGGCAGAUGGACAGUGAGAUGUCUGUCACCGGCGGGCAACAGUCACCGCAGUGGCCCGUCACUGACCCAACAAAGCCCUACGUCUGUCAGUUCUGCGGGGUCGGCUUCGCGAGGGAGAAGGCACUGGCCUCGCAUGCACGUAUCCACGGCGGCGACAGUCCGUUCGAGUGCACUUCGUGCGGCGAGAUGUUCUGGGACGUCAGCACUCUGCGGGAGCACGUGCGCGUUAAACACGGCGGUACUAUUCUUCAACAGGUAUCCGAUAUGGAGGAGUACGAUAACGAUGCCAGUUACACGGCUGACAGCGAGAGGUUUGGCGAGUUUUAUUGCAACACCUGCGGGGUACCCUUUAAUCGUCUGGAUCUGCUCAAACGUCAUCAAAAAUCUCACAUCAAGCAAGAAGUGGAUACAAUGGAGGGUUCCAGUCAGCAUCACGUGUGCAAUGUUUGUGGAGAAUGGUUCGAGGAGGCAUUAGCAUUAUUGGCACAUGCAGAACUUCACGCUUCAAGAUCUCCUAGUCGCCGUUGUCUGUUGUGCGGGGCGAGAUGUCGCGAUGAAGCUGAAGUUGCAGAACACGUACAGCAGAAUCACGCCGAGGACGCGCCACCAAACACGUGUACGCUAUGCGGAAAAACAUGCAAGGACAAACGCAGCUUAUUGAAGCAUUCGUGGGUGCACAAUGUGGACAAGACCUUUAGUUGUACAAAGUGUACAAAACGCUUUCACAGUAAAGCCAGAUUACGAAGGCACAUGGUAUCUCAUCGUAACAAAAUGGUAGCUUGCGAUGAAUGCGGCGAAGAGUUCCCCGAUGGAAGGGCUCUCGUUAGCCACCGUCACUCGCAUAACAAGGAGUUAGGCGGCCGCUCGUUCCCGUGUCGUGAAUGCGGCAAGACGUUUGGAAGUCGCAGUUCACAGCAGAUCCACAUACGUAUCCAUACGGGCGAGAGGCCCUACGGCUGCCGAUUUUGUUGGAAGGCUUUCGCCGACGGCGGUACCCUGAGAAAGCACGAGCGUAUUCACACCGGCGAAAAACCAUACGAAUGUGCAAUCUGUUCUCGAGCUUUCAAUCAGAGAGUGGUUCUCAGAGAGCAUGUGCGCGCCCAUCAUUCCGGUCCAGAUCCAAAAUGCGUGGGCAGUAUGACGCCAUUUUUAUGCAAGGUAUGCGGCUUGUCAUUCGGCACAUCUGAGGAAAUAGUGGCGCAUAUAGUACAGCAUUGCGACGACAAUACUGCAUUGAGUCGUCAGCCGCCGACAGGACCACGUAAAUAUAAGAGAAGACGCAAGUUGAAGCCGCACGAGACGAACACGGUGGUACGUAAGAACGAGUUUUCGUACGACAUGAUGGAAAGCGGCACUGCUAGUGGUGGCAACGUUGUCGCCGCUGGCGGUUCCGAUUCGGAAGAUAACACGAAGCGAAAACUUGGCAAGAAGAACAAGCAACAUCGGUCAAAUGUCGAGGAAGGUUACCAAAAUGUCUUGAAGAGCUUCGAAAGUUCGCUGCAGAAUAUAAACUCGAUCGUGAGCAACUCCAAAUUGAACGCGUCCAAAACGAAACUUUCGAAGAAGAAGCUACGCAAGGAGGAGAAAAAGGAGACGCAAUCGUCAAAUCAAUCUGCCGGCCGACCAAAGAUGAUACACACGCAAAAGACGCGGGUGCCGGUGGAAGUGGGUAGUGAUGGCGCGAAGAAGGGUCAGAAGACGAAGACGAUGGUUACGCGGACGCCGAAGGUGAUGCCAAACGAGCACAAGUCUGGAAUCUUCCCCGGCGGCGAGAGAAAUCGACCGCGCACCAAAAACGUCAGUUAUCACAUCGAGGGUAAACUGCAAGUUACUCCGGCAAUGUUCCCAGCAAAGUCGGCGAAGGAGGAGCAGCAGCUGAUGGUGAACAUUAAACAAGAGCCAGGCAUACCAAAGGCUACCGGCGACAGUCGCAGGAACAACAAUGGCAAUAUUCUCGGCCUUGGCAAGAGUCAAGAGUCAACGACCAAGAAGAGGUCGGCCCCCUUAAAGAGAUCCAAGAGACAGAAGGCGAUAGUGAAGCAGGAAAUGAAUGCGACAGUCGAGCCGGAAGAGCAACAGCAGCAGCAACUACAGAACAAUAAUAACAAUAACAAUAAUAAUAAUAACAACAUGGAGAACAGCGCUGAUCCAGCGCGACUGAUGGAGCACACAGUGGACGGCAACAAUCUGGAAGUCGCGUUCGAAGCGAGCGUCGUCACCGCUCAGGAAGAGGACCAGGAGAGUAUAUUGCCACAUGACGCGACCGAAGAAAUGGACAACAACGUUAAACUCAGUGUGAAGGUGGAAUCGACGCCGCAGAGGAUGCUCUCUGUGCAUAGUGUUAUCGCGCCGAUGGACGAGGUUCCGGAGACAAUAAUACCGGACACGGUGGAGUACACGUGCGAGAUGUGCGCCGCGGUGUUCUCCAGCCGUGCGGAGUUAUUGGUUCACGUGCCGAUACACAUUUGAUUUCAUAAUUUAUCCGAGCCGGAAAGCGGCGCGGAGAUUUGUUCUAAUUCUUUAAGCAUACUAGUUUAAUCAAAUCGAAUAUUUCUUUAUCACGUUCGAUGAGGUUUGUUGUUUCACAGGAGGCGACGAUCGUUGAUCCUCUAUCAUUAUUCCUCCCCUCCCACUCGUCCCAUCCUUCUCGCUCUUUGUUCUGCCAAGCGUCGUGAUUCAAUUAUCUAUACUUAUCAUUCUGUCGAAUGCGCUCGAAUUUUCGUAUUUCGCGCAUUAGAUGAUUUAUCGGCCAUUAUUUAAUCUAAUUAACAUCUGAUUAUUUGCGAUACGUUUCUCUUGUAUUAUACAUUCUCUGCGGACACUCAAGUUUCAUCUUCACGUUUGAGUAGAUACGAAUAACUGAUUGUUCCAAACUAAUGACAGGAUGAAUAUAAGAUGUCUAUAUGAUAUCAUGAAAUGCUGUUAUAUAUCACUAUAUUGUAUAUAAUGAUAUAUGAUAUAUGAUAUAUAUAACACAUUGCAUAUCUUGGUUUAAAAAUUGUCUAAUAUCGAAACAUAAUAUGACGACGAGAUUGUCUAUUAUUUUCUAUAUGGAAAAUGCUAUAUGACACGUGAAAACUAUGCAAUUCUUUUUAUGAUACUAAAACUUUACUGAAUGUUUACUUUCGUGAAACGUUUCGUAUCAUCAUAAUUUUUGUCACUUGUUGGUAACAUGUUGGUAAUUUUCAUCUUUCCUACUUCAAAAAAAUAAAGCUAACAAUUAAUAGGAUAACAAACUGUUAUCGCCCUCAAUAGCUAUAGCUACUUAAGUUAUAAUAAAAAACGUCAAAACAUCCUGAUUGAAAUUCACAAACACUAAAAUAAAAAGUCUGCGAUAGUAAAUUCAACACUUAAAACAUAAAAAGAAUUACAUGAUUUUCAUGUGUUUACGUACUCCAUAUCUUACUUCUCAAUUCAUAUAGCACUUUCCAUGUAAAAAACCAUAUAACAUGUGAAAAAUGUUGCGUCUCUUUUAAAUGAAAACAUUAAUUCCAUAUUGUACGCAGACACAAAAUCCGUGCAAUUCUUUGUACAAUAUGAUACUAUAAAUGCAAAAAGAAGAAUUCUGAAUCUGCGAAUACACUAAUUAGGAUGAAUUAACUUAUUUUUGUAAUGAGAAAACAGAGGCAAGGAGUAAAGUGUUGAAUUACCGUCGUGAGCCACUUUUAUUUUAAUGUUUGUCAAUUAAAAUUUUUAGAAUCCUCCAUUGUAACUAUAAGUUCGUUAUUAUGACGUUUCUUUCAUUUUUCUGGAAGAAACCUAAUUAAUAGAUAUUUAUUUGUCACCGACAAGAGUGGCAAUAAUUAUGAUAAUAAUGCGAAAAAUAUUUCACAAAACUUGAGAUUGUAUGAAUGCAGAAAAUGUUAGAUGAUUAAUACAGUAACCUUGUAAAAAUCAUCAAAAACGUGGCUUGCUCUCAAGAAUUAACAAAAUAAUUGCACUGCUAUAGCACUGCACGUAGGAUAUUUGUAUGAAUGUUAGUUUUUACUUUUAGCACGUAAUUUUAGUUUAUUAUUACGAUUGUUUAUAUCGUGACCAGUGACCAUGAUCGAUUCUUUGAAUGAGAUGUGAAUGAUACUAUUACAAUAGUAUUGUUAGAGUUAAUUAAUUAUUAGAGGAACAGAACAGAAAUAAUGAGAGAAUCAAUUCUAAGCACUGUCUCGAACAUUAAAGCAAUCGUCAUGAAAUAUUCACAAAUUUAAUUUAAUUAAAUGUUCUUUAAAUCUUUAGACGCUGUCGACUUUUACAAAAUUAACGACUUCGUGUUUCCUUGUACAUAAAAUUUAAUUACGCUCUUA